Molecule: messenger RNA, 408 nt
Organism: Pieris macdunnoughi
Lineage: Eukaryota; Metazoa; Arthropoda; Insecta; Lepidoptera; Pieridae
Source: the annotation of a GenBank genome assembly
AUGGAGGCAAAACGGAAAAGGAUCGCUGUAGCAUUGAUCCAGGAGCCGUACGUGGGACCGGAUAAAAAAGUAGAGGGUUACAAGGGGGCAAGGAUUUUCCAAUGUUUACGUAAUGAGGGAGAGACAACUAAGGCGGCGGUGGUUGUCUUUGAUAGCGGCAUCGAUAUAACUCAAUUUCCUGAAUUGACGACCCCCAAUGUCGUGGUGGUAGGGCUUCGAACACGUGACUUGGAAAUCGUUCUGGUGUCGUAUUACUUCGAACCCGUUCCCCAUAACCUAACUCCGUACAUGAGUCAUCUGAUGCGAAUACAUGAGACCUUACAGCAAAAUAUUAUCAUAGCAGGAGACGCGAACGCUAAAAAUAUCUGGUGGUGCAGCCAAAAACCGAUCCAAGAGGUGAGGAGGUAG